AUGUUAAAACAUGGAAGAGCAGGGGUUCCAAUGGAAGUUAUGGGAUUAAUGUUGGGAGAAUUUGUUGAUGAAUUUACCAUUCAUGUAUUUGAUGUGUUUGCUAUGCCACAAUCAGGAACUGGUGUAUCUGUUGAAGCUGUUGAUGAUGUUUUUCAAACUAAAAUGAUGGAUAUGUUAAGACAAACAGGUAGAGAUCAAAUGGUUGUUGGAUGGUAUCAUUCCCAUCCUGGUUUUGGAUGUUGGUUAUCUUCAGUUGAUGUUAAUACUCAACAAUCAUUUGAACAAUUGAAUAAACGUGCAGUUGCUGUGGUUAUAGAUCCAAUUCAAUCAGUUAAAGGGAAAGUUGUAAUUGAUGCGUUUAGAACAAUUGAUACUACUACAUUAAUGAUGGGACAAGAACCUCGUCAAUCAACAUCUAAUGUUGGACAUUUGAAUAAACCUUCAAUUCAAGCAUUAAUUCAUGGAUUAAAUCGUCAUUAUUAUUCAUUAAAUAUUGAUUAUCAUAAAACAUCAUAUGAAACUAAUAUGUUAUUGAAUUUACAUAAAAAGAAUUGGCAAUCAGGAUUAAAAUUAAUUGAUUAUGAUCAUAAAGAAUGUGAAAAUUUACAAAAUACUCAACAAAUGGUUAAAAUUGCUAAAUUAUAUCAUCAACGAGUUCAAGAAGAAAAAGAAUUAACUGAAGAUCAAUUAAAAACAAGAUAUGUUGGUAAACAAGAUCCAAAGAAACAUUUAUCAAUUCCUUCUUCCUCUUUCUUACAUGCAAUGACCAAUCCAUUAUCGAAACGAAGAAAGCUCGAUUCAAAUACUACCGAGUCUUCUAUUAAUAGAAAAUUAUUAGAUUUUGAUUUUGAAAAGAUAUGUCUGAUAACUCUUAAUUCAAAUAAUAUUUAUUGUUGUUUAAAAUGUGGGAAAUUUUUCAAUGGUAGAUCAAUCUCAUCACCCGCCUAUAAUCAUUCAAUUGUUAACCCUGGUCAUUCUAUAUAUCUCAAUUUAAGUAGUCAUAAAGUAUAUGAAUUACCUGAAGAUAAACAAUGGGAUAAUGCCAAUAGUAUUCAAGAUAUAAUUGAAUAUUUGGAUCCGAAAUAUACAAAAAGAGAUAUUGAAUUAUUACCAAGAAUAUCGUUCGAUUUAAAUGAUAAGAAAUAUCUUGUUGGAUAUAUUGGAUUGAAUAAUAUAAAACAUAAUGAUUAUGCUAAUGUUGUUAUACAUUUAUUAGCUCAUAUUCAACCCAUUAGGGAUUUUUAUUUGUUGUUUGAUAAUAAUGAUAGCAUGGCAUCCCCAUUAAAUAAUAAAUUGAGUUUAUUGAUUAAGAAGGUUUGGUCACCUCAUCUAUUCAAGAGUCAUGUUGCUCCAUAUGAGUUUUUAAAUUGUGUAUCGGAGAUAUCGAAGAAGAAAUUUACAAUUGAUGGGAAAUCAAUUCUGCCCAAAAUGUUUCUAACUUGGUUGUUAAAUUCAUUACAUAGCCAAUUGAUUAAAAAGGAGAGGGCCAAAUCCAGUGAGUUAAGCGAUGCUUUACAAGGAAGAAUCAAGAUUUCAACCAUUCCUAUUGUCUCACAAGAAAUCGAUUCUCGAAUUGAAUAUACUACCAUUGAAAAUAAAGCAAAAGAGGUUAUACUGAAAUUUUGGAUGAAUAGUUAUCUACAUGUGGAUUUACAAGAUCUUUUACAGAAAUAUAAUGGAGUGAAACAAACUCAAGUUGGAUCAAAAGAAGUUAAAACUUAUACUCUUUUGGAUCCAUUACCACCAUAUUUAAUAAUUCUGUAUGAAAAGUCAGAUGAUAAGAGAUCUUGUGUAGUCAAAUUCAACCCUGAUAGUUUGGAUAUGGGAAGGUAUUUAUAUCCAGUGAAGGAUGACAUCAAAUAUAGACUUGUAUCUACAAUUAAGAAAGAUGAUUCUAAUUGGGCAAUUUCACUUCGAAUGAAUAAUGAUUCAUGGGUGUCUAUAAAGGAUUUGGAAGUAAAAUCUCAAAGUCAAGAAUUAUUAUUCUUAGAUGAUAAUUAUAUACAAGUAUGGCAAAUGAUAUAA
Molecule: messenger RNA, 2025 nt
Organism: Hemisphaericaspora subhashii
Lineage: Eukaryota; Fungi; Ascomycota; Pichiomycetes; Serinales; Debaryomycetaceae
Product: proteasome regulatory particle lid subunit
Exons: 3
Coding region: 1-2025 (674 amino acids)
Biological process (GO): protein deubiquitination; proteasome-mediated ubiquitin-dependent protein catabolic process
Cellular component (GO): proteasome regulatory particle, lid subcomplex
Molecular function (GO): metallopeptidase activity; proteasome binding; zinc ion binding
Source: RefSeq, a predicted model, not a curated record